CUCUCAUAUUAUUAUUCAUCUGUUCUCAAAACAAAAACACUCAUCACUCUAUCUCUCUCAAAAGUGAAAAUGUGUGGGGGUGCUAUAAUUUCUGAUUUCAUAGACGUGAAUUUGAACAGUGGUCGGAAAUUGACCACCCACAACACCCAUCAUCAGCUUCACACUUUCUCUGAUUUCCACGCCACCUCUUCUUCCAAACAUCAACCAUCCUACCAGGAUCCAAACCUCCCUAGGCCUCCUCCGCUUCCAAACAACCAAGGAGUGAAGUUGAAGGCUUUGACUUUGAACACUGGUCGAGUACGGAAGAACGUGUACAGAGGAAUAAGGCAAAGGCCAUGGGGGAAGUGGGCUGCAGAAAUAAGGGACCCACGUAAGGGUGUGCGUGUGUGGCUGGGUACUUUCAACACUGCUGAAGAAGCUGCUCGUGCUUACGACAAUGCCGCCAAGCGCAUCCGCGGAGACAAGGCCAAGCUCAACUUUCCCGACAGCAAGAACCCAUGUCUUAAUCCCUUUCAACUCAAACACCUCUUUUCCAACCUCGAAUCCUUCCUUGGUUUGGACUCGCUCUAAUCACUCCCAUUCUUGUCUGCUUCUUUUCCUUAACUCUUUCAAAUUAUCCUACUGUAAUAUUUAUAACUAUGUCUACAUCUUUCCUCCUUUUUCUUGCCUCUUCUUUUUCACUAAUAAUGAGUAUUGUUUAUAUAUAAAACUUUUGCAAUAACUUUUUUUUUUUUUUUUUACUUUGUUCUAUAAAUUGUAUAAGAAUUACUCA
This is a messenger RNA of Glycine soja, 772 nucleotides long. Its product is annotated as ethylene-responsive transcription factor RAP2-3-like. The transcript is spliced from 2 exons. Lineage: Eukaryota; Viridiplantae; Streptophyta; Magnoliopsida; Fabales; Fabaceae. The coding region runs from base 70 to 570 and encodes 166 amino acids. The record is from RefSeq and is a predicted model, not a curated record. Gene Ontology annotation, molecular function: DNA binding; DNA-binding transcription factor activity. Gene Ontology annotation, biological process: regulation of DNA-templated transcription; ethylene-activated signaling pathway.